AGGACAUACAAUUGUCACGUAUUCUCUCUACAACUUCUCAGCCCGACAAUGGCAAAGUAUUCCCUAUACCACAAUGCCAACUUUCAGUCAUUUGUUAGGCUUACAUACCCCAGUAAGCCCGCCAAAGAAAAAUACGAUGAGAUUAGGGUCGAAGCACAGCUACAGCAUAUCCAUGAAGGAAGAAGGAAAGAGAAAAGUGCCACAGCAUAUGCUGGUGACUACAGGAAGAAAGAGCUGGAGGAAAACUGCCGGUCAUUAAUACGACCAAGCUCCCCCACCAGGAUGAACAAGCCUCACCCACCAGAAGUAUUCCUGGUUACUACACUACAUAACAUCCCGGGUCACUACAACUGUAAGGAGAAAAUCUCUUCAGAAGAAAAAGGUAAAGCAAAACAUGUUACUUCGUCUCCCAGUAGACCUAAAGAAGGCCAUUAUGGGGACAAGAGCCAGGUACACGUAUUCAGUGAUGUCAGCUCCAAUGUAGCAGCUCAGGCUUGGCUCAGACUUGCUAAUAGUGAAGACUAUUCUGCUGUAAAGAAAAUGAUACAGUUUGUAAAUGACAAACAAGCUAUGAAGGAGGAUACAAGUGCAAUGAAGAGUACACUUUUCCAAGUAUUGAAACAAUAUAUGAAACCUAAAUACCUUCCUUCCGCCCAGCGGUGGCUACUGAAUGCUCGGCCUGAAGUCACAGAAAAAAUGAAAAAAAUGAAGCAAAUGAAAAAAGCAGCAAGAUUCAAUAUCUUUAUAUAGCCUGUGGGUGAUUUAUUUCUCAGGGUGAUGAUUAUUAUUUUUUGUUAUAUUCUUAUUGUAUUCAUUAUAUUUUUUGUAUCCCAUGCCAGCCGUUAAUUUCUCUUUUCUGUGAAAUCCUUGAAGAUGCAAUUGUAUCAUAUGCUGCAUAGUACCUUGUUCCAACAAUGUAUAGAAUUGUUCAUGAUUUGUGUAUCUCAGUUUCUAUGGUGAUGUGAUCACGUUUGACGCCAAUGUGGGCGGGCUAUUUAAAUGUGUUUCCUGCAAUGAUUUACUAUGCUUGACAAAGGCUCAUACCUGAGCCGAAACACGUGUCGCAUCUGCGCUGUUUCCUCCAUGCUAAAAUAAAAGUGAAGAUUCUAUCAGUGAAGUGCCGGUCUUCUGUUCAACAUUGUAAGUGGGCUUUUCAUACCCUGGACGCGAGCACCACGAUUCUGCAAGAGGAGUGCCGACAGUUUUUCCUUUUUAGAAGGAAGAAGAAUGGUAAUCGGAGAAGCUGUGCAGCCACCUUAGAAGGAAGAAGAAUGGUAAUCGGAGAAGAGGUGCAGCCACCUUAGAAGGAAGAAGAAUGGUAAUCGGAGAAGCGGUGCAGCCACCUUAGAAGGAAGAAGAAUGGUAAUCGGAGAAGCGGUGCAGCCACCUUAGAAGAAAGAAGAAUGGUAAUCGGAGAAGCGGUGCAGCCACCUUAGAAGGAAGAAGAAUGGUAAUCGGAGAAGCGGUGCAGCCACCUUAGAAGGAAGAAGAAUGGUAAUCGGAGAAGCGGUGCAGCCACCUUAGAAGGAAGAAGAAUGGUAAUCGGAGAAGCGGUGCAGCCUCCUUAGACGGAAGAAGAAUGGUAGUUGGAGAAGCGGUGCAGCCACCUUAGACGGAAGAAGAAUGGUAGUUGGAGAAGCGGUGCAGCCACCUUAGAAGGAAGAAGAAUGGCCUGGGAAUUGAUGGAUCUGCAGCUACAAAGAUGAAAAGGAGGUUGACCGGUAAGGGUUCUGUUUGUUCCUCAAUGAAUAUGAAUUUUCUUUCUUGAAUCGGAGGGUCACUUUAAUGAAUGAUAUGCAGAGCCAUUAUAUUGAAGACACAAUAAAU
Bufo gargarizans (Asiatic toad) is the source of this 1827-nucleotide messenger RNA. RefSeq lists its product as uncharacterized. NCBI's taxonomy places the organism in Eukaryota, Metazoa, Chordata, Amphibia, Anura, Bufonidae. The record is from RefSeq and is a predicted model, not a curated record. The transcript has 7 exons. Bases 49 to 750 code for a protein of 233 amino acids.